This is a messenger RNA of Macadamia integrifolia, 1146 nucleotides long. RefSeq names its product heterogeneous nuclear ribonucleoprotein H2-like. Gene Ontology annotation, cellular component: ribonucleoprotein complex. Gene Ontology annotation, molecular function: RNA binding. The transcript has 2 exons. Bases 186 to 941 code for a protein of 251 amino acids. The record is from RefSeq and is a predicted model, not a curated record. NCBI's taxonomy places the organism in Eukaryota, Viridiplantae, Streptophyta, Magnoliopsida, Proteales, Proteaceae.
CGCAGAACGUCACUGCUCUGCUAACUGGUUAGGGUUCUGGUUUGCUUCGUCUCCUUCAGAGGUUGAAAGCCGGCGGGUUAGGGUUUACUUAUUUCCUUGUUCAAAGGUUUAAAUCCGCAAAUUCUUGUUCCUUCAAGCAGAUCAAUAUGUACGGAUCCAGAGAGUUUUUGAAUAAUUGAAGGGCAAUGUUGGGAAGCGGGGGGUUUAUGGACGGGUACGAGGUCGGCUCAAAGAGACAGAGAAUGAUGGAAUCAAAUCCGUACUUGACAGUGAGCAGUUCUGCGGGAAGCUUCCAGCCAUCCAGCUACGGUGGUGGGUUCCACCCAACAUUCCCUGUGGUCCGUCUCAGAGGUCUCCCUUUCAACUGUGCCGACAUUGACAUCUUCAAGUUUUUUGCGGGGUUAGAUAUUGUGGACUUGCUGCUGGUGAACAAGAAUGGACAUUUCUCCGGAGAGGCAUUCGUCGUCUUUGCAGGCCCCAUGCAAGCUGAGUUUGCACUCCAGAGGGAUCACCUUAAUAUGGGGCAUCGUUAUGUGGAAGUUUUUAGGUGCAAGAAGCAAGACUACUACAAUGCUGUAGCUGCUGAGGUGAACUAUGAAGGCAUGUAUGAAAAUGAUUACCGUGGCAGCCCACCUCCCCCUCGAGCAAAGAAGUCUGUUGACAAGAGCCAGUUGGAGUACACCGAAAUCCUCAAGCUUAGAGGCCUCCCCUUCUCUGCGACCAAGACUCAGAUACUGGACUUCUUUGGUGAUUUUGGGCUGACAGAAAACAGUAUACAUAUUGCGUGCAGGCCGGAUGGUAAACCAACUGGUGAGGCAUUUGUGGAGUUUGCUUCAGCUGUAGAGGCUAAGAAAGCAAUGUGCAAGGACAAGAUGACAAUUGGAUCACGGUAUAUUGAGCUGUUCCCUUCAACUGCAGACGAUGCCAGGCGUGCUCGAUAGAGGUUUCAAUUGUGUGACCUAAAAGAACAUGUUUCUCGGUUUAACUUACUUUACCAUGCAUGGACUUAAUGAAACUCUUGUUUUUGUCAAGUGACAGUUUAUCUGUUUUCAGUAUCUAACAGUUUGAUAUGUAAGGUCUGAUUGGAUAAGCUAUAUUUCAAGUUUCAAUUUUCAAUUCAAAUACAAUUAAAAAAUAUCACAUGUA